Neoarius graeffei (lesser salmon catfish) is the source of this 1676-nucleotide messenger RNA. Its product is annotated as olfactomedin-4-like. The coding region runs from base 99 to 1472 and encodes 457 amino acids. The transcript has 5 exons. Gene Ontology annotation, biological process: signal transduction. The record is from RefSeq and is a predicted model, not a curated record. NCBI's taxonomy places the organism in Eukaryota, Metazoa, Chordata, Actinopteri, Siluriformes, Ariidae.
UGUAAGAGGAGGCAGUGGUUUCCUUUCAGACGGCCUGUAAACCUGUGGUCCUGAUAUAAAGCUGAGCAUCUUCAUUCUGCUCAUCUUCGAAUGAAAACAUGAAGCUGUCUCUGUUGUCCAUAUUGUUCCUCGUCCUUUUCUCUCAGUGUGUGAGUGGGAAGGACUGUGCGUGUGAGCUGAAGAACUCACAGCGUCCUUUCCCAAUGGAGAAACUCAACUCCAUCCGUACUGCAGCAAAGCAAUGCAGCAAGAGCAUCACUCCAACACAGUUGACAGAGGUGGAUGUACUGAUGCUGGGAGUGCAGCAGCGGCUAGAGCAGCUGGAGGAGAGCGUGUCCGUGUUGGAGAAUGAGGACGAUGGUGAUCUGUACGGAGCCGUCUCAGUGCGAAUCAUCGAGCUCGAGCUUGCUGAGAUCCUGGAACUCAUGGGGAAACUGAAUAAAACCAUCAACUUCCACAAGCAGCUCAAUGAAAGCACGGCCUCCAAGCUGCAAAACAUGACGCAGGGCAUGCAGGAGCUCGAGGCUUUUGAUCUUCUGCAAGUGGUGAGCAAACAGCGAGAAAAUCAGCGCAUAAAGCAAGACUUGGCUGAGUGUAAGAAUGAGCUUCGGGCCACCCCUCCGCCUCCCACUCCUCAUCCACGACGCUGUUCACAAGGCGAGUUGGUCAAUGUGACCGGUCCUAGAACUUACGUCCUCACCCAGUAUGGAACCUCAUACUCUUACGGCGCUUGGGGAAAAGACCCGAAACCUGCUCCAGGAAAGGAGGACAUGUACUGGUUGGUAGCUCUGACCAGCAGCAAUGCUUAUGCCAACUAUGUGCGGCAUUACACCAGUUUGAGCACUAUACUGGUAGGUGUAGAUCCUACGGACUCUGUCAUCUCUUCCUCAAACCCCACCACAAACACCAUCGUCGGCCCAAACGUGGUGCAGUACGAAGAUGCGCUAUAUUACGGCUGCUAUAAUACACCCUCUGUGUGUCGCUUUAACAUCUCCAGCCGUUCCGUCACCAAUACACCACUUCCAGAAAACUCUGGCUUCAAUAACAAGUUUCCUUAUGGCCACCUGGAUGCCACGUACAUCUACACAGACUUGGAUUUUGCCACGGACGAAUCUGGUGUCUGGGUCGUCUACACAGGAAAAGACAAUUUUGGUAACGUGAUCCUUAGUGAAGUGAUCGAAGGAAGUCCUCCGUCUUUGGGCCGAACGUGGCGGACGUCACUGCACAAGCGCACUGCCACUAACACCUUCAUGGUGUGCGGAGUGCUUUACGCCACACGCUUCCUGGACAAAGAGACGGAAGAAAUUUUCUACUCAUUCGACACAGAGACAAGGGAAGAGCGCUAUGAUCUGAAGAUCCACAUCAAGAAAAUGCAGACCAAUAUCCAGUCUCUGAAUUACAACCCACAAGACCAAAUGCUCUACGCCUACAGUGAUGCACACAUCGUCUCGUACGACACUGUCUUUCAGUAAACUGCCGUUUUCCUUGUGUGACAAUGAUGUAGUGGUUUGCACCAUUUGAAAAUUGGGAUUUUUUUUUUUAAAUGACCAAUAGCAUCUUUUUUAACGGUCAGUUAUUUUAGUUUCUUUACUUCCUUUUCUGAAUAAUAUCUGUACAAAUCAUUAUCUCUGUUAUUUUGGAAAAACCUCUUUACCAAUAAAACACGCUUUUAUGUU